Molecule: messenger RNA, 2257 nt
Organism: Bufo gargarizans (Asiatic toad)
Lineage: Eukaryota; Metazoa; Chordata; Amphibia; Anura; Bufonidae
Product: acyl-coenzyme A amino acid N-acyltransferase 1-like
Exons: 4
Coding region: 81-1325 (414 amino acids)
Biological process (GO): fatty acid metabolic process; acyl-CoA metabolic process
Cellular component (GO): peroxisome
Molecular function (GO): fatty acyl-CoA hydrolase activity
Source: RefSeq, a predicted model, not a curated record
UUUGAUAUCUAGAAACAAAGCUGAGAGGCAGAGUGGAUGCUGUUUGAGGUCUUACAAGGAUUAUUUUUAAUCUUCCAAAAAUGGCCAACCUUAUUGUUAUACCUGAGACAGGCUUGGCUGAUGAGCCCAUGCAAAUUAAGGUCACAGGACUCCAACCUUCCCAAAAAGUGACUAUUCGACUGACACUCAAGGAUGACAAGGGUCAACUCUUCCAGUCACGGGCAUUCUAUGAAGCUGACAAUGCAGGAGAAGUCAGCUUAGAUAAAAUUGCUGCAUUAGGAGGAACCUACCAAGGCGUAUACCCCAUGGGUCUUGUUUGGUCUCUGAAACCAUUAAAGCCUUUUCAAAGGCCUAUGAAAAAAGAUGUUGCGAAUUGCCCAUUUGAGUACACUGUGGAUUUGUUUGAUAGCUUGUCAUUAGGAUUAUCUGCUGAUCCACAGCCUACUCUAACCAAGACAUGUACAAGAUGGCAUAUGACUCCAGGAAUACAAAAAACCCAAAUCAAAGAAGGGAAGAUUCGAGGCACUUUAUUUUAUCCUACAGGAGAAGGAUCAUACCCUGGUAUAAUUGACCUGUUUGGUGGAGGUGGAGGCCUUGCAGAAUACCGUGCUAGUCUCCUUGCCAGUCAUGGAUUUGUGGUUCUCGCUCUGGCAUAUUUUGCAUAUUCUGAUCUACCACAAACAUUUCAAAAACUACAUCUGGAAUAUUUUAAAGAAGCCGUAGAUCUGCUUCUAAAACAUCCAAAGGUUUCUAAGCCUAAAGUUGGAGUUUUGGGUGCCUCAAAAGGUGCAGAGGUUGCCCUGGUAUUGGCUUCCUAUUUACCACAAGUAGGGGCUACAGUUAGCAUUAAUGGAACUUGCUAUGUAUUUGGUGGCACAAUGUACCAUGAAGGUAAAGUUCUUAUUAAAGGAACACCUUAUGUGCAGGAGAAGAUGGUGAUUACUGCAGAUGGUUUCCUGAAAACUGCUGGGUUUUAUGAAGAUUCUCCUGCUUCAUCCAUUCCAGUGGAGAGAGCACAAGGGCACAUCCUUUAUAUUACUGGGGAAGCUGAUCAAUAUUUUAACAGUAAACAUUAUGCUAAAGUGGCUUUAUCCAGAAUGAAGAAACAUGGACGGAACAAUGGAAGGAUGAUCUCCUAUCCAGGAGCCGGUCAUCAAAUAGAACCUCCAGGAUUCCCUUUUUGCUGGGCCUCAUUCCUACGUGGCCAUAAUAUAGCACUCCUAGCGGGUGGAGAGAUGAUCCCUCAUUGUGAAGCAGAGGAAUCAGUCUGGAGAGAAAUUCAGUUGUUCUUUCGUCAGCAUCUGAAUCUUUCUAGCAAUCUAUAAAACUGAUUAUAAGGAAACAUCUAUUAUGUCAGGCAAACUGUUACUGACUUUCUUAAAUCAUUGAAAUGUACUUGCUAUAAUGCCAUUUUGUAUAAGCUUAAGUAUUUGCAUUGUUGAAGCAAUAUCUGAAUUGAUUAUAUUCAACCAGUGAAUUAAUUAAUAUUAUAUGAAUUUUCUAGUGCAGGUCUUGAUGGGACAAGGGUGUUCUCUUUGGGGUUAUGCAUCGCGCCCUCAGGCCCUGCACUAGGCAUAACAUAGUGUAUUAGUUUUAUUAGUUUUUGUCAUUGUUGGCCUAUAAACUCUUGGCAACACACACCAUAUAUUUACUUCCAAUACUGUAAAUGUAUGGCACAGUGAUGAGGGUGGCACAAAAACCACUAAACUGAUGAAGGACAGCAGAUAUUUACAAAGCUCACAACCAGAAUCUUGGCUUAAAACAAAAAUAUAUUGUACAACUGAUAAUGAUCUAGCCUGCUCUAGAGCCAUUUGUAAAAAAGAAGUAUAUGAUAUGUUCUUGGUUACUGAAGUCCUUCCCAGUCAGUUCGUUUGGUCUGUGUUUAGGUAAUACUUACUUACUGGUUAUGACGCCCCAUCGCGUUCUUUUGAUUGCUUCUCUGAACCUAAUGUGCUCAGUGCUGGCGAGAAGAAGCACUUCUAGUGCACAAAUUUUAUUGGCUUACAGUAUCUGAACAAUAACAAGAAUCACUCCACUGCCCAUGUACAAGUGAAUCUGAAAGGGAAUAAGACCACCACAAGCUGCCAGAAUGAAUAUGAAACUUUAUGCUUUGCAUGAUCUAACAAAGAAAUGUAAUUAAUCACAGGAAAAUUUCUUUAUGUCUCCCUCUUGUACUACCCCCGAAAAAUUAUAUGUAUAUCAGACCUCUCAACAGCUAUAAAAUAAACAAUUAUUACCACUAAACAACAAUAAACAA